CAGAAUCGGGUGGAGUUGACCGAGGUGUGGGUGCAGAGGCGUCAUGUGCACGUAUAAUCAGUGUGGUGGUGCAGCCGCCGGGCGGACUGGGCUUAGGGAGCGUCUUUAAACACAUGUGCUAAGGAAGAAACGUGGAAGUGCGCACUCGGGGAACCUUUCCCAUCCCAGACAGCAAUCUGAACCACACAUCCUGCCAGCCGAUCCAGGAGGAGGUGUUUAUUCAUAAAAGCGUGUGCUGGCACCCUAAAUUAAUGCAGGAGCAUGUCUGCAGCAGAGAGGAACCAUGCCCAGCGAGUCCUGUCCUCCCUGAACCAGCAGAGGGCGCUGGGGAGCUUUUGUGAUGCAGCCCUGAGCGUGGGCGACGGGAUGCUCCACCUGGCCCAUCACAACAUCCUGGCCUGCUUCAGCGACGUCUUCAAGCAGCCGCAGGCCGCCGCCGCCCCGUGCACCGAGUUCUGCCUGCAGGCGUGUCCCGGCGACGGCCUGGAGCUGCUGCUGAACUUCGUCUACACCGGGGAGCUGAGGCUGGACCCGGACAACCUGGAAAAGGUGCAGCAAGCCGCCACCAGCCUGGGGGUCCCGGAGGCCCUCGCCCUCUGCCACGACUUCAGGACGGCUCCUGGGAACCCCGGGCCCUCCAGGGGGAAGAGAGGCCGCUCUAGAAGGGGGGCGUCAGAGGGGAAGGCUGUUAAACAGGAGAGCUGUUUCACAGCCAGAGCCCUAGCAGACGUGUGCAGCUCUGAUGCAGCCACCACCACCACCACACGGUCGGGGCGGGUAGUGAAGGGCCCCAAGCGGCUGGUGACGGCCGACACGAGCCCGGACUCUCUGGUGCUCGCCGGUGCCGGGGUGGAGAAAGAAACCGCUGCUGAAGGAAAUGCAAACCCUGAUUAUCUGGCUGUGGAGACCAAGGUAACAGAGCAGCAGACCGUUGACGGGCAGAUCACAGCAGAAACAGCAGCAGAGCUGGAACAGGAAGACGGUGACGAUGGAGACGACUGUGAGGGCGUUGAAGACACGGAUGAGGAGUACGUGCCUCCUGCAGAGGCCGCCUCCUCCUCCUCGCCCUCGGCCCACAAUCACAAAGCCCAGAGUAAAACAAGCAAAAGCAGCAGUAACGACACCACGGAGGACGACUCCGGCAAGGACCUUGUGCGGUGUCCGCUCUGCCAAAAAUGCUUCAAGAGCAAAUACUAUCUCAAAGUCCAUAACAGGCGGCACACCGGGGAGAGGCCCUUCGCCUGCCUGAAAUGUGGAAAGAGGUAUUUCAGGAAGGAGAAUCUCUUCAUCCACGAGACCCGGGACUGUGCUAGAGUUCAGACGUACGGCUGCUCCACAUGUUCCUCCAGCUUCAACACCAAAGAAGAGCUGCGCUCGCAUGUGGUCUCCCACACCGGAGAGAUGCCCCACAAGUGUGCCACGUGUAAUGAACAGUUUAUGUACAAGAAGAACUUGACCGUGCACAUGAUGAAGGUCCAUGGCCAUCCUAAACCCCACGCAUGUCCGCAGUGUCCAAAAACCUUCCUGACCCGGACUGAGCUGCGCGUGCACGAGGCAGCCAAACACCGGGGCGAGAAGCCCUUCGUCUGCGAGGAGUGCGGCCAUCGAGCGUCCAGUCGGAACGGCCUGCAGAUGCACAUCAAGGCCAUUCACAGAAACGAGCGGCCCUUCAUCUGCACCAUCUGUGGCCACGCCUUCUCCCAAAAGAACAACCUCAACAUGCACCUACGGGUGCACAGCGGCGAGAGACCCUACCAGUGUCACCUCUGUGGGAAAACCUUCAGGACACAAGCCAGCCUGGACAAGCACCACCGCACACACACCGGCGAGCGGCCCUUCGGCUGCGACGUCUGCCAGCAGCGCUUCACGGAGAAAGGAGCGCUGCUCCGCCACAAGGCCAGCAAGCACGAGGAGGGCCGGCCGCACCCCUGCAGCAUCUGCAACAAGACCUUCAAAGCCAGGGAGCAGCUGCGCGUCCACCUGCGGCGCCACAAAGGGAUGAGGAACUUCGAGUGUCUGGACUGCGGCUACAAGUUCACUCGCCAGGCUCACCUGCGGAGACACAUUCAGAUCCACAAACGCACGGAGAACUACAACCCGCGGCAGAGGAAGCUGAGGAACGUCAUCGUGCAGGUGGUGGAAGGAAGCCCCGGCCACGGCCACGGCGGAGCCACCGAGCCGAUGGAGGCCCAGCUGCUCGCCGACCCCGGGAUCCUGCAGCCGGACCCGUCCUCACGCCUGGCCCCCGGCUCCGUGGUCAGCAUCGUGUUGGAGGAGGUGGGGAGCAGCCAGGACACGCCCCCCGCCCACACCGGGGACACGGGGUUCUCCGGGCCGGCGGUGGCCGCCGUGCUGCAGCCGGCUCAGCUGGUCAGCCAGGCCUUCAGGUCCACCCUGGACAUGGACGGGAUCGUCCAGGAGUUGUCCCAGAGCAAGACUUGAGCACUGAGCUCUAAUGAACUCCUUCAUGACUCUUUAUCUACACAUGAUGUUGACAUGAUACUUUGAGACAGACUGUCCAUGUUUUAAUCAGCUGUAGAUGAGGUAUAAAUGAGAUGACAGAGAACGACUGCUGAGGCAAACAGCCGGAGUAGUGGGACAACGAACUGCUUUACACCACACAAACAGUGUUUCUCACUUAUCAACAAAGAUUUUUGUCAAUAUGACGACGAAUGACGUGUCAUCUGUCUGAAAGCAGGAAAGAAGUAGUUGAACAUUUACAGCCUCUGUUCAGUCCAGCAGGGAAGUCUUGUUGCAUUGAGGUUCUUGGAGACGGCAGGACGUUGUGUUGAAACGGAGCCACGGCCAUGACACAAAUAUGUGAUUGUUCUAAAGAAAAUACAUACAUAAAACAGUACAGUUUAAGAUUAAGAUUCCCAGAAUAUUCUAAUUUUUUUAGAUAGGAUGAGAUAGUUUUCUUAAGCUGUAAGCCAUGAUCAGCAAUAUUAAAAUAAUAAAAGGCUUGCAAUAUUUCAGUUGAUUCGUAAUGAAUACAGAAUGUAUGACAUUUUUGUUUUUGUAAUUGCAUUACAGAAAAUAAAGAACU
This is a messenger RNA of Cololabis saira (Pacific saury), 3046 nucleotides long. RefSeq names its product zinc finger and BTB domain containing 48 (gene zbtb48). Gene Ontology annotation, molecular function: protein binding. Bases 262 to 2442 code for a protein of 726 amino acids. NCBI's taxonomy places the organism in Eukaryota, Metazoa, Chordata, Actinopteri, Beloniformes, Belonidae. The transcript has 13 exons. The record is from RefSeq and is a predicted model, not a curated record.